This is a messenger RNA of Vigna unguiculata (cowpea), 2094 nucleotides long. Its product is annotated as ethylene-responsive transcription factor RAP2-7-like. NCBI's taxonomy places the organism in Eukaryota, Viridiplantae, Streptophyta, Magnoliopsida, Fabales, Fabaceae. Gene Ontology annotation, biological process: regulation of DNA-templated transcription. Gene Ontology annotation, molecular function: DNA binding; DNA-binding transcription factor activity. The record is from RefSeq and is a predicted model, not a curated record.
CAUUUCAUUCAUUUUGUUUUAUGCAUUUUUUUGGUUAUUUUUAGAACCACAUAACUUUAUUUAAUUUAAUACCUCUUUGGGACAUAUGACAAAUAUUUUAUAUGUUCUAGUUAUACUAUAUUUAGUAUUAUUAUGUGUUUCCCCCUCCUCCUAAUCCUAAGCCCUUUUAGCUUUCUGGUCUUUAAGGUGGUUCAAUUCAAAGCAUAUUUUUAACAACCAAAUUUUUUAUGUAUGGGUAAAAAACCUUAAAUUGAAACUAAAUAUAUUCAAUAUGUUAAAUGUAAACAAAAAGCUAUACAAUGUUGUGUCUGCUGAGUCUUACCCUUCUGUGCAAGAGAUAAGAGCAUGUGCCUCAGUUCUCACAGUUAGCAUUUCUUUACAAUAUCUUUGCAUUUUGAGGAGGGAAGUACAUGAGACUCUUCCAAAAGGGUGAGAUUUGAAGACCAGAAUCUGGUGAAAGAAGAGAGCUUUUCCAAGACAUGGCUAUGUUUGAUCUCAAUGUUGACAUCAACCAUGAUGCUGAUGCUGGCUCAAGCUGUGCUCAAAAGGAGGCGAAACUGCAGAGUUUUCCAACUGAAAUCUCAGAUUCCAGAACCUCCAACUCCUCUGUGUGGAAUCCUGCAGAUGAAGAUUCCUCAAACAAUUCCUCUCCCUUGAUUUUUGACAUUCUGAAGAAAGAGAGGGGUGGCUCAGAGUUUGAUGCUGCCACUGAAGCCAACAAGGAGCAAAACAUGGCAGAGAAGGGAGAGAUUGUGACAAGGACCCUUUUCCCUGUGACUUCUUCUGAUAAAGGAGGAAGAGUACCUGAUUUGAAAUCUGGGUUGUGGGGGAAGACUCAAUUGUUGAACCUCUCCUUUCCUGAAUCUGAUGAACAAAAUGGACAGAGAAACUUACAGCAGAAGCUACCACAUGUGAGGAAAAAUAGGAGAGGACCAAGGUCUCGCAGUUCUCAAUACCGAGGUGUCACUUUCUACCGCAGGACUGGUAGAUGGGAGUCACAUAUUUGGGAUUGUGGGAAGCAGGUCUAUCUGGGUGGAUUUGACACUGCUCAAGCUGCUGCAAGAGCGUAUGAUAGGGCUGCUAUUAAGUUUCGUGGAGUAGAUGCUGAUAUAAACUUUAGUUUGAGAGAUUAUGAGGAGGAUUUGAAGCAGAUGAGAGGCUUGAGUAAGGAAGAGUUUGUGCUUGUUCUUCGUCGACAAAUCAAUGGAAUCUCGAGGAGAAGUGCAACAUACAGAAGUGCAUUAGCUCUUCAUAAAGGUGGUCAAGGAGAACCAAGUAUGGGACCAUUUAUUGGCAAGACAUUUUAUCCCAAGUCUUCCAUCAAGUAUGAUGAAGGAAAAGUGGAGACAAGUUUUAGACCUUUUUCCUCUAAGGAGCAAAUAAUUGCAAAUUCCAGUAUAGCAGCAGGCACUUGCCAUAAUCUUGAUUUGAGCCUGGGGAUUUCUCCAUCUUCUAAAAAGUUGAAGAAUUGUGAUUAUGGUGGAGAGUAUUCCUUUGGAUGUAUGGCUUGUAAGAUACCCCAGGAAAUAGGAUCAAUGGAGAAGAGCAUGGUGGAGAGAAUAAGAAGUGUUCCUCUGCAAAAAAUUUCGAACUUGGGUUCACAUCUUUGCAGCAGCAAUGGCAACAUAGGGUCAAGGGCUUUGCAAUCAAAUGCAGCAUCAUCAGGAUUCGUGUCUUCUUCUUCUGGCUGUAUCAUCAGCCACACUUCCAAUCACCACACAUAUUAAUUGUGCCAACAAUUGGCACUGCAGAAUCAUCAUUAACUCCCCAACCUUGUGGGGUCACAGUAGAUGAAAUGAAACCAUAAACAAAUCAUAUAUAUUACUAUCUGCUUCUUUCUGGAAGAUUUGAUGAGACAGAAUUAAUACAUCAUAACCACAUCUAUCCACACCAUGUAAUAUUCUAUUCAUUUCCUCAUUAUGAUUGUAUUUAAUAAUGUUGCCAAGCAUUGAUUGCAAUGCAAAACCAGUAACUUCUGUAUUCAUUAUUGUGAUUUAGUACUCUCUGUUGCCUUCUGUGAGAGAGGCAUGUUCUAGUGAGAGACCUUUCUUCAACUAUGUAAAUAUUUGUUUAUAAAAUGCAACUGCUUUGUCA